UGCCUCGAGCUUUUGUGCUCUCUCAAGCUUUUACUAUUCGCGAAAGCACACUUUUAUUUUUCUCAUAUACCUAUCUCCUGGAUCAUGGCUUCUCAAAUUUUAUGCCUUAAUUGAUUCGACUCAUUGCGCGCAGAGAACUUGGAGGGUGUGAUUGAUGAGUACUGGAGAUACAUACCACUGCUUAAAGCUGCACUAAUCAGAGGCGACUGGGACACGGCCAGUAGAUUCUUUGCCCAAGACGAUAGAGCUUUCACAGCCCCAAUCACCGACUUUUCCGAGACAGUGCUCCACAUAGCAGUUGGGACUGGAGAAAGUGCAAUCCAUUUUGUGGAGAAGCUGGUGGAGUUGAUGCCAGUGGAGGCCUUGAGACGGCCUGACGGUAUUGGUAACACCGCCCUUCAUGCGGCUGCUAAUGUGGGCAAUACGAGGGCCUCUAUCGUGUUGGUGCAAAAAAAUCCUGAAUUACUCUACAUCUGCGGCCAGGAUAACCUAUUACCCCUCCAUUGCGCUGCUAUGUAUGCUUGCAAAGACACCCUUUUGUUCUUAUUGGAAGUUACCAGGGAUGAUCAUGUGUCUAUGCCCUUCUCAAAUGAAAAUGUUGUUCGGCUUGUCAUUUACGCAAUCUCCUCCGGAUUCUAUGGUAAGUCGAUUUCCCAAGAUGUAGCCCUCCAGCUGGUGCAACGCUAUCCCCAAGUAGCUACAUUAAAAUAUGACAAUAUGUGUGCUUUGGGAGAGAUAGCUAGAAAGGCAUCCGCAUUCCCAAGUGGUAGUCGCCUGAAAUUUUGGCAACGCGUUAUCUAUUGUUGUGUUCCUGUGAAAUUGCAGACGUUCGUCCCCAUCGAAGAUCCCAUGAGCAGAGCUAGAGGCGACCUUGACAAUCCAGUUGUUGCUAACAGAAGAUCUCAAGUGAUUGUGCACAAGCUCAAUUGGGUGCCUCUCAUCAAACACAUCCGAGAGCAAAAACAAAUGCAUCAUGAAGCACUUACACUACUCAAAUGUGUAUGCGAGAAGAUUAGAUCUUUACGUAACUCAAUGCAUUUCAAGUCAUUUGCCGAAGAUGCACUUAUUAGUGCAACAAGGUUAGGGAUUCACGAGGUUAUAGAAGAGAUCGUGGAUUCAUAUCCCAAGUUAAUUUGGAUGAGGGACAAUGACAAUCGUACCAUAUUUCAACGAGCAGUUAUAGAACGCCAUGAAAAUGUGUUCAACCUCUUAUAUCAAAUGGGUGAUUAUAAACGAUAUCUCAUGUUGGUUCAAGACAAAAAUUUCUUGUUGGCUCAAGAGAAUCAUGAGGACACUAUUCGAGACACUAUGUUGCACUUAGCCGGAAGAUUGGCACCCCGAAUAAAACUCGAUCUUGUUCCUGGUGCAGCUUUGCAAAUGCAACGUGAGUUACAAUGGUUUAAGGAAGUGGAGAAACAAGUACUGCCCAUGUAUAAGGAGUGGGAAAACAAUUCUGGAGAAACACCCGCAAUGGUCUUCACUACUGCGCAUGAGAAAUUAGUAGAGGAAGGACAGAAAUGGAUGAAAGACACUGCAAACUCGUGCACAAUUGUGGCAGCACUCAUCGUCACCGUGGUAUUCGCAGCCGCAAUCACUGUUCCUGGUGGUAACGACAACACCGGGCUUCCCAUUUUCUCCAAAAAGACAGCAUUCAUUGCCUUUGCUAUUUCUGAUGCAAUCUCUCUCUUCACGUCCACCACUUCUCUGUUGAUGUUCUUGUCCAUCCUUACUUCUCGUUGUGCUGAAUCUGAUUUUCUCUAUGUUCUUCCCAAGAGAUUGAUAAUUGGCCUAUCAACCUUGUUCCUAUCCAUAACAACCAUGAUGGUGGCCUUUAGUGCCACACUCUAUCUUUCGUUUGGGCAAGAUAAGUUGUGGAUACUUAUUCCAGUGGCCGUACUAGCCAGUUUACCAAUCACGUCCUUUGUGUCACUUCAAUUUCCCCUCCUUGUGGAUCUCAUUUCAGCAACAUAUGGUUCUGGCAUUUUUGGCAAGCAAAGUGAUCGGCCCUUUUAUUAAGAUGAUUACCAUUUGUAG
This is a messenger RNA of Rhododendron vialii, 2034 nucleotides long. RefSeq lists its product as uncharacterized. The record is from RefSeq and is a predicted model, not a curated record. Gene Ontology annotation, molecular function: protein binding. The transcript is spliced from 5 exons. NCBI's taxonomy places the organism in Eukaryota, Viridiplantae, Streptophyta, Magnoliopsida, Ericales, Ericaceae. Bases 349 to 2016 code for a protein of 555 amino acids.